Panicum virgatum (switchgrass) is the source of this 1390-nucleotide messenger RNA. RefSeq lists its product as uncharacterized. Gene Ontology annotation, biological process: protein neddylation; positive regulation of ubiquitin-protein transferase activity. Gene Ontology annotation, cellular component: ubiquitin ligase complex. The coding region runs from base 227 to 1120 and encodes 297 amino acids. NCBI's taxonomy places the organism in Eukaryota, Viridiplantae, Streptophyta, Magnoliopsida, Poales, Poaceae. The record is from RefSeq and is a predicted model, not a curated record. Gene Ontology annotation, molecular function: ubiquitin-like protein binding; cullin family protein binding; ubiquitin conjugating enzyme binding. The transcript has 9 exons.
GUAUGACGCCGUUCACACCCGCACAUGCCUGACACUCUGGGCCCCACCUGAACUCGACGCCUCUUUCCCUCUCAUCUCCCUCUCCCACCUCUUGCUUCUCGCACUCGCGUUCGUGUCGGCUCGCACCGGAGAUCGGGGGAGGGAGGUGGUGGACUGGUGGUUGUUGCCCCGUCGGCGGCGAGGCUCGGGGCCUAGGGUCCCCGGGCUCGGAUCCGCGGCCUGGCCGAUGGGAUCCGAAGGCUUCGUGGCCGCGGCGGCCGCGUGCCCGGCCGCCGCCGAGGCCUUCGCCAAGUACUACGGUAUUGUGUCAGGAGGUACAAAUGUGAAGGCAAGACAAGGAUUGGUUGAACUUUCACAAGCUAUAGAUGGAAUCAAAGGAAUGAGAGAUGCAAUAUUUGCAGAUGUCCCAAAUCUGAUGCCAUUUAUUGAUUUGGAGGAUACAUGCCUAUUCAGUUGCUUCUACGACUUCGUCUUCUUCAUCUGUCGUGAAAAGGGGCAAAAGAGUAUCACCAUUCAGAGAGCUGUAGCAGCAUGGAAGAUUGUUCUAAAUGGAAGGUUCCGGUUGCUUGAUCGAUGGUGUAAUUUUGUUGAGAAGUACCAACGUCACAACAUAUCUGAGGAUACCUGGCAGCAGUUGCUAGCUUUCAGCAGGUUUGUAAAUGAAGACCUGGAAGGUUAUGACCCGCGAGGUGCAUGGCCUGUUCUGAUUGAUGAUUUCGUGGAGCAAAUGCACAGAAUUUAUCACUCCACCGACUGCAGCAGUGCUAUGGAAUCACAAUGUACCAUUUCCAGUACAUUUAAAGGACUGGAUCUUCUACCUGGAUCAAAGAGGAAAUGUCCUCCUCACUUUAGGUCCAAUGAGGAGGAUGUAGAGCUUUCAGAUAGUUUUACACGCUCUGUCCAUCUUACACCAAUAAAGCGACUUAAGGAAAGUCAUGGCACUAGUUAUGGAGUGGGGGAAUCCCACAAAGGUACCCAUUUCUCUGAUAGUUCCUCAGACUACCGUGAGGAUACAAAUUUGCACAACCCAAGGGGCUGUCUUCAGAACUCGCCUUGUAAUGUUGAGGAUGCCCUGUCAAAAGGGUUCGAGGGUUGCAUUUCAAUGAAAUGCUCCUUCUGAUAUAUAACCAAGAAUGCAUAGGUUAGUCAUUUUGUGGCAGCCCAUAAACUGCAUAUAUUCCCAACUUCAGUGCCACUAUCAUCCUGUGUGUAUUUAAUCAAUUUUUUCAGAGGUGAUAUUAUUCUUCUGAGCUCGAAUGAUGCUGUUGUCUCACUCGUGAAUCGUGAUGAUGUGCGAUUCACAUAUAUUUUUUAACAUUUUUCCUACAUUGGAUAUUAAUUACUAUAUCGGUGUGAUGAAGGCAAUUGCAACUGAGCUUUCUUGACAGCA